AUGGGUCGCCGCCCGGCUCGCUGCUACCGCUACUGCAAGAACAAGCCCUACCCGAAGUCGCGCUUCUGUCGCGGUGUGCCCGAUGCGAAGCUGCGCAUUUACGACGUGGGCAGGAAGAAAGCAGAUGUAGAAGAAUUCCCAGGAGUUGUCCACUUGGUCUCAGACGAAUAUGAACAAAUAUCAUCGGAGGCUCUCGAGGCCGCUCGCGUCUGCGCCAACAAGUACAUGAUCAAGCACUGCGGCAAGGACAACUUCCACCUGCGCAUGCGCGUCCACCCCUUCCACGUUCUUCGGAUCAAUAAAAUGCUUUCGUGCGCCGGGGCUGAUAGGCUGCAAACCGGGAUGAGAGGAGCUUUCGGGAAGCCCACAGGUCUAGUUGCGCGUGUCAACAUUGGGCAGAUUCUUAUGUCUAUUAGGACCAAGGAGUCGAGCGUGAACAUCGCCUCCCUAGCUCUGCGCCGUGCCGCCUUCAAGUUCCCCGGCCGCCAGAAAGUGUUCACCUCGAACAAGUGGGGUUUCACGCCUUUCACUCGCGAGGAGUACAAGAAGUGGCAAGCAGAGGGGCGCAUUGUCUCUGACGGAGUCUGCGCAAAAUGGCUGGCAAAGAAGGGCCCGCUAGCCGAUACAUUCCCCCUCGCAAAGGACAUUCAGCUCCCAGUUGAGAACUAA
Eimeria necatrix is the source of this 669-nucleotide messenger RNA. Its product is annotated as 60S ribosomal protein L10, putative. The record is from RefSeq and is a predicted model, not a curated record. Gene Ontology annotation, cellular component: ribosome; cytosolic large ribosomal subunit. NCBI's taxonomy places the organism in Eukaryota, Apicomplexa, Conoidasida, Eucoccidiorida, Eimeriidae. Bases 1 to 669 code for a protein of 222 amino acids. The transcript is spliced from 4 exons. Gene Ontology annotation, molecular function: structural constituent of ribosome. Gene Ontology annotation, biological process: ribosomal large subunit assembly; translation.